UAAACCUUAUUUGACACAUUAUAACACAGUUUCUUGCGAGAUGUUGACAUCGGAUGCCACACAUCUUCAUUUCGCUCUGAGUUUUGUGUUUAUUGGACCGCGGUCGAGUAUAUUAUUAAGCGUUGUCUCCAGUUCAAUAGCAGGCAAUACGAAACGUUUGACCAAUUAGUGGUUGAUGUGGGCUACAUCUCGUAAUUCUGUUUAAUUGCACACAAUGCGAGACUCAGCAUCACAGCGCAGAUGUAUUGCGUGUUUCAAGGGAUCUCGGGAAGAACGAUAACGAAAGAGAGGCCAGGCAUGGAGGAGAGGAGGUGCGCUGCUGCUGGGGCACUGGGGGACCCAAAGCUCCGGGCGUCGGUGGUCAAGACCGGCCAAUCAGCUGAGGCCCACCAGAGCAGCGUGGGUGAGGAGGUGAUGGCACCCGUCAGGGUGAAGGAGGAGGACGUCUCCGAGGUGCCGCUGAAGGUGCCCAGGUUCCAGUACGUGGAUUUCCCCUCGUUGCAUCAGUGCAUCCGGCAGAUGACCGUGCCUCCUGUGGACAGCUGGCUGGAGGGCUGUCCGCUAGAGAGGUCCUCGGCACACACAACCCUCAGCCCUAAAGAACCAGUCCAGCCCAAGUUUAAGUACGUGGAUUACCCGUCUCUGCACCACUGCAUCAAGCAGCUGUCGGUGCCUCCUCUGGAGAGCUGGAGCUCAGGCCUAGCCAGGCCCCGGGGAGACGGAGGAGACAGAGGCAGACCUAACUCUAAACCUCAAUCCGUCUCCCAGCCCAACUCUGCGAAGGGACAUCAGACAGGAGAGGACAGUGCUGCACGCACACACAGACAGGGGGCGUACACAGCUUUCCCAUUCCCCGGUCCUGAGCCUGAGCCUGGCUCCGUGCAAGAGGUGACCCCCUCCGACCAGGCCGCCGGACAGCAUCUGAGUUGCCCCACCAGAACCAGGCCCUCAGGAGGCUCCUGUGGCUUCCACAGUCCGCCUAAACGACCCUCCAAUCCAUUAUCUUCUGGAAGCAGCAACAUCAGAGGAACAAGUUCGUUCACCGGGCGUGAUGACGGAUCAUCUGCUGACCACGAGUCCGUUGACGGGGUGAUACAGAGGAACACAACUCGUCCUGUCCAAGGGGUCCGGGCGGACCACGGCAACACGCUGCAUCACAACCGGUUUUGGAGAACCGUACCAGAGUCUGUCUGUCCAUUCUGCCAAAAGAUGUUUUCAGAUUCAGAGGAAUUACGCGUCCAUCAGAGAAGCCAUUUGGAGAAAGUGAGUGUGAUACAUGGGAUAAUUUCACGUGUUUGAAAUGCCUAUAAUCAAACUUUUUAUAUACUGUGCUCUAUAAAAAUGUAUUUGGUUGCUUUUGUUAUGUGCAGUGAACAUGACUUAUGGUUGUGGUGUACUUUCAGAGGCCUCACUGACACCUUGGGUGAGGAGAAGUUUGUCUGACAGUGAGGAAGAAUCUCCUGGUCUGCUAGCUGAGACGCUUCAGAGUGAGACGCACUCUAAAGGCUUGAUGGUUAAAGAAAUGCCUUCUGUCUCAGUACUUUAGUGCUCAUGCACCUUUUAGUACAUUCAAAUAGUCUGACAUCAGAGACAACAGUGGUCUUAAUUGGCCUGCCGUGACUCUCGAGGGUCCUACAGCUCUUCAAAGGUUUAUUUUACUAUGACGGGAUACACAGACAGGAAGAUCAGCAAAUUAAUUGUUGUUUCGAUGUCAAGAAUUAGACUGAAAUGCAGUGCAUUCAUUAUUGUGUGUGUAUAGCUUUAAUGUUGUUUUUUCUUCUUCUUUGGAAUGAAUGCCAAUGUCUCCCUGUUUCACGCUCUCGCGGGUGUUGUUUUCCUUUAUGGCCUGAACACUAGAUAAGGGUGUCGGCCCCUAUACACUGGGGAAGGCCGUCUGGUCAGACAUUUGAAGCUGAAGAUACAGUUCCCUCUAACUUUCAGCCCUUCAGACUUGAGCUGUAAAGCAACACAGGCUGUUUAAUAAUUUCCUACCCAGUGUUUUUAUGAUUUGUAUGUUGAUGUUUUGAUGACAAUUAGGCCCCUGUGUCAUUGCUCGUUUUGUCUCUAAUGAACAUAAAACUAAAAAUUUUGCUUUGAAAUGUUAACUGUUAGUGUGCAUUAAAGAUUUUAUAUCCCAAAAA
This is a messenger RNA of Osmerus eperlanus (European smelt), 2141 nucleotides long. RefSeq lists its product as uncharacterized. The transcript is spliced from 2 exons. Lineage: Eukaryota; Metazoa; Chordata; Actinopteri; Osmeriformes; Osmeridae. The record is from RefSeq and is a predicted model, not a curated record. The coding region runs from base 241 to 1299 and encodes 352 amino acids.